UCUCCCAAGGUGCACGGUUGCACUACUAGUUGUUCUCUCCAUUCCACACUCCUUCCGCUAGUCGUCCCGCCUACCUCAUAGACACUCUUCUUCCUUUGAGCACAACAAGUCAUGGAUCGUCAGCUUGAUCUGCAACGCAGACAACAGAAUGGAAACGCUUCAGUUUCAGCUUCCCCUUCAGCAUCAAUCUCUGGCUCGGCAUCCCUCGUAAAUGGGAGUACCCCGUUGCCAACAGUCCCGACAGGAGCUCAAGCUGGAUCAAUCACUAUAACCAUGCCUCCCCUUCAAUCUAAUUCCUACUACAAAAUCGCCCCCAGUGAAUAUGUUACGUUUGGGUGGAACUUUUCGAGCAUCAUUGUGACACCCACUGCCCUCACGGUUGCGGCAGUCGCAAACGGGAACACAUAUCCUAUAGGCCCCACCGAUGGUGUCAUUCCCGGGACCGCUCAGAGCGUGGUCUGGUAUCCAUAUGGCUAUCAGACCGCAAACCCUAGCCUUCCACUGGUUCAGGCAAGCUACACGCUUCAUAUUUGGGCCCAGGGUGGCCCUAGCGCAUUCCCCACGCCUGGUUAUCUGGAGCCAAACAGCGAGCUUGAGUUCGCUAUGUAUACGCCACAGGCAUACACACCUUUGAAUAGUGGGUGGCAAUGUGCCGGAUGCUCUGGAGCAUUACCCCAGCUCAAAAUAAACUCGGCUCUUCCUGGUGUUGUCGCAAUGAUUAUUAUAAUGCUGCUCUCUGGGUUCACUACCCUUCGCCGCGUUUUGGAUUGAUUGGAGUUGACCUAUGAUUCCUUAGUCUGGUUUCUGGGGAGUCGUAGAGGAUGGUCCCAUUUGAUUGACAUUUAAUGGAUUAUUAUGGUUUGUAAUUGGACUGGACAUUUACAUCACAUGUAGACUUCAUACUCAUUGUUUGGCACGAUAUAUACGGACAGGUAAUGAUGUUACACUUAGGUUACCAUCAGAACUUUUUGCUGA
Molecule: messenger RNA, 975 nt
Organism: Suillus discolor
Lineage: Eukaryota; Fungi; Basidiomycota; Agaricomycetes; Boletales; Suillaceae
Exons: 2
Coding region: 112-771 (219 amino acids)
Source: RefSeq, a predicted model, not a curated record